AUGUCCGCCGAUCCCGAUCAGAACCCCUCCCCCGCCGACCUAGCCGAACGCGAACGCGAAGACAAAGAGCGCAAGGCCCGCGAGGAUGCCGAGCAAGCCCAGCUUCCCUACAAGUGGACUCAGACCAUUCAGGAUGUGGAUGUCACGGCUCCAAUUCCCGGCAAUCUCAAGGGUCGUGAUCUAAACGUGGUGUUGACCAAGACCAAAAUCAGUGUCGCGAUCAAGGGACAAGAGCCCCUCAUUCAGUUCAUGUACCUUGUGAAUUACAAAUCAAAGGCUAACCGGUUUUUCUGCUGUGCUCAGGGUGACUUCCCCCACGCUAUCCGAGUCGAUGAAUCCUCCUGGACCCUGGAGACUACCCCCACUCCGCCCGGAAAGGAAAUCAACAUCCACCUUGAUAAGGUCAACAAGAUCGAGUGGUGGCCUCAUGUCGUGACAACUGCGCCCAAGAUUGAUGUAACCAAGAUCACGCCAGAGAAUUCCAGUCUGGGUGAUCUGGAUGGUGAGACUCGCGCCAUGGUCGAGAAAAUGAUGUAUGACCAGCGACAAAAGGAGACGGGUGGCCCGAGCAGCGAUGAGCAGAAGAAGAUGGAGCUGCUGAAGAAAUUCCAGGCUGAACAUCCCGAGAUGGACUUCUCCAACGCUAAAAUGGGCUAA
Messenger RNA from Penicillium brevicompactum, 657 nucleotides. RefSeq names its product NudC domain-containing protein. Bases 1 to 657 code for a protein of 218 amino acids. The transcript is spliced from 3 exons. Lineage: Eukaryota; Fungi; Ascomycota; Eurotiomycetes; Eurotiales; Aspergillaceae. The record is from RefSeq and is a predicted model, not a curated record. Gene Ontology annotation, biological process: protein folding. Gene Ontology annotation, cellular component: cytoplasm.